AUGCCUGCCAAGAGAACCACUCAACCCGGGAAACAGCGCGUCCGUACUGGUUGCUUGACCUGUCGGAGACGCAGAAGGAAAUGCGACGAACAAAAGCCUUGCUGCGCAAAUUGCGAAACAAAAGGAUUUACUUGUAAAUACCCUUCAAAAGUAACCUUCGUGCCUGCUGUGAAUCCGUCGGACGUGCAGUCGAAUGGAAACACAAUCAGGUUUAUCAAUCAUACCAACAAUGCCCCGUUUGUGUCUCAUUCGUCUCGGGGCCGUGAUGACUUACAAUACACCCCGGCUUCAACACCAGGCCAAAAUGAUAUUUCCCAUCCAUUGACUCCCCAUAUCGAGGAGAACAGACGGCAUGAUGGUUUAACGAACACGAAUGAUUCUGGCUCGUUGUUGCUGAAUCAAAGGAAUGCUUCAAUUUCUCAUAGAAGUGGCGGUGGACUACUUCCAGCUUAUACCCUGGAUGUUGAAACAGGCUUGCUGCGCCAUUUUCGCUACAACAUAUCUCCCUGCAUGGAUGUAGGUGACCCUGGAUCCUCAUUUGGACUGAACUGUAUGAUCUCCGCUAGGAACAACCGGCCCUUGCUGGCGUCGAUUCUUGCGCUUGCUGCUUAUCAAAGAUCGCUAGUCGUAUCUGCUGGGGCUGAUGAGGAUCUGGCCGACAGUCGCCGAUUCCGCAGUGAGGCUGAGAAUAGCCUAGCUGUGGAAGAAAACCGCUUUACAAGACGACUCGGAUACACCUUUCUGAUCAUGCAAGACUUCUUCUCCCCCGGUCCAUCUCAGUGGCGGAAAUUGUCGGAUUAUCUACUCGGCAGCCUGGCCGAUAUCAUCGUCCAGCCUACUCUUGAAGAUGAUUUCAAGGAACCCCUAUUCUGGAUGGCUUUCAAAGUUGAUCUCGCUGCAUCCGUCAUCUUCUCCCAACCACCACAGACGCCAUCCUUCUCUUUCGUACAAAAUUCACAGCCACAGUCGGUCAGAAGCAUAUACCAACGUGUUCAUUUCCUUCUAGGCGAGACUCUCUAUUUGAUAUUCCAAGGACGCGACCCGUCAGACUGCAGGCUUGAUGUAGAGCAGGCAGAGCUCCUAGAAUCAUCACAGGAAUCGAGGCCUUUGUCGCGAUGGACAUAUCUAUGGACCGAGUGCCAGAAAUGGUACAAGGCGCUUCCGGUGCAAGUGCAACCCAUUCUAGAGAUCCGAGGUCUAGAUGCCAAGCAGAUUGAUCCUUCGACAACCUCUUCUUUUCCAGUCCUAAUUUAUACUACUCCUCUCGCUCUUGUUGCGAACGCCAUUUAUCAUAUUACGUCUCUUCUACUUCUAAAUUAUAGGCCGCGUUAUCUAAAGACCUUGCCAGGGCCUCGGGGCGUCACAUCACCUACUUGGCAUUCCCAGUCCAUCGCUGGCAUUGCAACAAGCAAUGAAUCUGUUGGACAAUGGGACCCAAUACUGAUUGCAGGCCUGUUAUUAAUCGCAAGAGGAAUGACUCACAAAUCGCAGCAGUUGGAGUUGCUAGACCAGCUCCGAAGAAUAACAGCAAUAACUGGGAUCAGUUUGGAACAAGAAAUAGAAUCUAUCAAAUCAAAAAUCCACAUGUCACGGCGCGAUGAAGACGAAGUUUCGUGA
This is a messenger RNA of Talaromyces proteolyticus, 1617 nucleotides long. RefSeq lists its product as uncharacterized. The record is from RefSeq and is a predicted model, not a curated record. Gene Ontology annotation, cellular component: nucleus. The coding region runs from base 1 to 1617 and encodes 538 amino acids. NCBI's taxonomy places the organism in Eukaryota, Fungi, Ascomycota, Eurotiomycetes, Eurotiales, Trichocomaceae. Gene Ontology annotation, biological process: positive regulation of transcription by RNA polymerase II. Gene Ontology annotation, molecular function: zinc ion binding; transcription cis-regulatory region binding; DNA-binding transcription factor activity, RNA polymerase II-specific. The transcript is spliced from 4 exons.